AGGCGCUCCGCGGCAGCGCCACCUUCCUACCCUGCCUUCCGCAGCCCCGUGACUGCUGUGCUGUUUCCGCUGCAUUUCAGCUGAGCUGCCGCAGGCGGCCAUCGCCGCCGUCUGGGCGCUGGAAGCCAUCUCGCCUCUUCAUCCUGCCCUGAACCUUUCCUUGGCGCUGUAGCCAGCUGAGGGCGUUCGGCGCGGGUGGCAGCAGUAGGACCCCAGGAAAUUUUAAUUUUGCUUAGGAGCUGUGACUAAUGAGAAUUAAAGGCCAUGGAUGAAGAUGGACUUGAAUUACCACCACAAGGGCCAAAUUCAUUUUUUGAUGCAACAGGAGCUGAUGCUUCACACAUGGAUGCUGAUCAAAUUGUCGUGGAAGUACAAGAAACUGUUUUUGUGUCAGAUGUUGUGGAUUCGGACAUAACUGUGCAUAACUUUGUUCCUGAUGACCCAGACUCUGUUGUAAUCCAAGAUGUUAUUGAGGAUGUUGUUAUAGAAGAUGUGCAGUGCCCAGAUAUCAUGGGAGAAGCAGAUGUAUCUGAAACGGUCAUCAUUCCUGAGCAAGUGCUGGACUCAGAUGUAACUGAAGAAGUUUCUUUAGCACAUUGCACAGUUCCAGAUGAUGUCUUAGCCUCUGACAUUACUUCAGCUUCCAUGUCUAUGCCAGAACAUGUCUUGACCAGUGAGUCUAUACAUGUGUCUGAUGUUGGACAUGUUGAACAUGUGGUUCAUGAUAGUGUCGUAGAGGCAGAAAUUGUCACUGAUCCUCUGACUACUGACGUAGUUUCAGAAGAAGUAUUGGUAGCAGACUGUGCCUCUGAAGCAGUCAUAGAUGCCAACGGGAUCCCCGUGGACCAGCAAGAUGACGACAAAAGCAACUGUGAGGACUACCUUAUGAUCUCCUUGGAUGAUGCUGGCAAAAUAGAACAUGAUGGUUCAUCUGGAAUAACCAUGGAUGCAGAGUCGGAAAUCAAUUCUUGUAAAGUGGAUGGCAGUUGUCCUGAAGUCAUCAAGGUGUACAUUUUUAAAGCUGACCCCGGAGAGGAUGACUUAGGUGGAACUGUAGACAUUGUGGAGAGUGAACCUGAGAAUGAUCAUGCAGUUGAGCUACUUGAUCAGAACAACAGUAUUCGUGUUCCUAGAGAAAAGAUGGUUUAUAUGACCGUCAAUGACUCACAGCAAGAAGAUGAAGAUUUAAAUGUUGCUGAAAUCGCCGAUGAAGUCUACAUGGAAGUAAUUGUAGGAGAGGAGGAUGCUGCAGCGGCAGCGGCAGCGGCAGCUGCGCAUGAACAGCAGAUGGAUGACAGUGAAAUCAAAACCUUCAUGCCGAUCGCUUGGGCAGCAGCUUAUGGUAAUAAUUCUGAUGGAAUUGAAAAUCGGAAUGGCACUGCAAGUGCCCUCUUGCACAUAGAUGAGUCUGCUGGCCUUGGCAGACUGGCUAAACAAAAACCAAAGAAAAGGAGAAGACCUGAUUCGAGGCAGUACCAAACAGCCAUAAUUAUUGGCCCUGAUGGACAUCCUUUGACUGUCUACCCUUGUAUGAUCUGUGGGAAGAAGUUUAAGUCAAGAGGUUUCUUGAAAAGGCACAUGAAAAACCAUCCUGAACACCUUGCCAAGAAGAAAUACCGCUGUACUGACUGUGACUACACUACCAACAAGAAGAUAAGUUUACACAAUCAUCUGGAGAGCCACAAGCUCACCAGCAAGGCAGAGAAGGCCAUUGAAUGUGAUGAGUGUGGGAAACAUUUCUCUCACGCUGGGGCUUUGUUUACUCACAAAAUGGUGCAUAAGGAAAAAGGAGCCAACAAAAUGCACAAGUGUAAGUUUUGUGAAUAUGAGACAGCUGAGCAAGGGUUAUUGAAUCGCCACCUUUUGGCUGUCCACAGCAAGAACUUUCCUCAUAUUUGUGUCGAGUGUGGUAAAGGUUUUCGCCACCCAUCAGAGCUCAAAAAGCACAUGCGAAUCCAUACUGGGGAAAAGCCGUACCAAUGCCAGUACUGCGAAUAUCGAUCUGCAGACUCUUCUAACUUGAAAACACAUGUAAAAACUAAGCAUAGUAAAGAGAUGCCAUUCAAGUGUGACAUUUGUCUUCUGACUUUCUCAGAUACCAAAGAGGUGCAGCAACAUGCUCUUAUCCACCAAGAAAGCAAAACACACCAGUGUUUGCAUUGUGACCACAAGAGUUCGAACUCAAGUGAUUUAAAGCGUCAUAUAAUUUCAGUUCACACGAAGGACUACCCCCAUAAGUGUGACAUGUGUGAUAAAGGCUUUCAUAGGCCUUCAGAACUCAAGAAACACGUGGCUGCCCACAAGGGUAAAAAAAUGCACCAGUGUAGACAUUGUGACUUUAAGAUUGCAGAUCCGUUUGUGCUAAGUCGCCAUAUUCUCUCAGUUCAUACAAAGGACCUUCCAUUUAGGUGUAAGAGAUGCAGAAAGGGGUUUAGGCAGCAGAAUGAGCUUAAAAAGCAUAUGAAGACACACAGUGGCCGGAAAGUCUAUCAGUGUGAGUACUGUGAGUAUAGCACUACAGAUGCCUCAGGCUUUAAGCGACACGUUAUUUCCAUUCAUACAAAAGACUAUCCUCAUCGGUGUGAGUACUGCAAGAAAGGGUUCCGAAGACCUUCAGAAAAGAACCAGCACAUAAUGCGGCAUCAUAAAGAAGUUGGCCUGCCCUAACAAUACUUCUACAGACAAUUGUAGAGAUACUGGCCUUGAAGCAGGAAAUUCAUUUUAAAGCCAAUCAGUCUAGUUCACCUACAAUACUGUAUAUUGAUUUAUGCUGUGUACAAA
This is a messenger RNA of Fukomys damarensis (Damara mole-rat), 2781 nucleotides long. RefSeq names its product zinc finger protein X-linked (gene Zfx). Gene Ontology annotation, molecular function: DNA-binding transcription factor activity, RNA polymerase II-specific; metal ion binding; RNA polymerase II transcription regulatory region sequence-specific DNA binding. Lineage: Eukaryota; Metazoa; Chordata; Mammalia; Rodentia; Bathyergidae. Gene Ontology annotation, cellular component: nucleus. Gene Ontology annotation, biological process: regulation of transcription by RNA polymerase II. The record is from RefSeq and is a predicted model, not a curated record. The transcript has 8 exons. The coding region runs from base 265 to 2667 and encodes 800 amino acids.